AUUUUAUUUUUCUACAUUAUUUUUUAUGCGGCGUUAACUGGAUUCUUCGCUGCCAUGUUGGCUGUGUUUUAUCAAACACUUCAGGUGGAUAAACCCAAGUGGACAAUGAACGAUGGGUUAAUUGGUUCGAAUCCAGGUCUCGGCUUUCGACCAAUGCCCCCAGAGGCAAAUGUUGAGAGUACUUUAAUCUGGUAUGAGAAAUCGAGACCCGAAAAUUAUAAAUACUGGGUUGAUGAAACUGCAACAUUCCUUCAAUCCUAUGAAAAUCUACCCAAGCAUAAUCAAAUGAAUUGUUCAUUUGAAAAUCCACCAACACAGGGCAAGGUAUGCGCUUUUGAUCCAAAUGCUUUUGCUCCAUGCACAAAGGAGAACAAUUUCGGUUAUCAUCAGGCCAGGCCAUGCAUAUUCCUCAAGUUGAACAAGAUUUAUAACUGGGAACCGGCUCUGUACAACUCUUCGAAAUCUCUGCCAGACCACAUGCCUGUCGAACUGAAAAAUCAUAUUACAGAAAAGGAAAGCUUGCGGCCAAAUCAGACCAAUGUCGUUUGGAUCUCGUGCGAAGGUGAAAAUCCUGCUGAUGUGGAAAAUAUUAAAUCACGUGAUUACUAUCCACGCAUGGGUUUCCCCGGCUACUAUUUCCCAUUCAAAAAUAUCGAAGGCUAUGUACAGCCAAUCGUUGCCGUACAAUUCACCGUUGAAACCGGCGUUUUGAUCAACAUUGAAUGCAAAGCAUGGGCCAACAACAUUUUCCACGAUCGCCACGAAAGGAGAGGAUCCGUCCACUUCGAGUUGAUGGUUGAUUAAGAAAUAGCGCGGAGCCAAUAAGUGAACGAAGCACAUAAAAAAAUAAAUUAAUAAAACCAUAACAAAACCAAAAAACAAAAAAAAAUAUAGAAAAUUAUAAUAAAAACAAGGAAAAUACUUUGCAAGAGAAGUAAGAAAUACAACAGAAAAUAAGAAAAUCUUCAGAUAAAACAAUAACAGAAACAGUAGCAAAAUUAAGUAAACGAACAUGCAAGGAAGAGAUAAAACAGAGAAGAGUGAGUGAGAGGAAGUAUGUAAAGCAGGGUAAUGAAAGUAAAGAAGUACAGAGGUUAGAUGGAGGGUGAGAUAGGGAGAGAAAGAGGAAAAGAGCAAAAGGAAGGGGUAGACGUAACAGCAGGGUUGAAAGCAAAGAAGGAAUGCAUGAAAAAAUACAGCAACAACCAAAGACAAGAACGACAAGCCGUAACUAAAUAAAUAAAGAGCAAAUUUAGCGGCAAGCAGUGAGAAAGAACCACAACAACAACAGCUAAAUGAAUGAUUCAAAAUUAAAUGCAUUAAAAAUGUCAGCAAAAUAGUAAGCAAACAAAAUUUAUAGUAAAAUAAAAAAAGCUAAAUACAUAUUUAUUUUGCGAACGAAGAGAAAAUACACAAAAUAAAUUCAAAGAACAUAACCAAGAAAAAUAAGCAAAAUAGAGCGAGAGCAAACCAAAUUUUGAAUAAAUAAAACUAAAUAUAUAAAUAAAUGACAAAAAAAAUAAGACAAAAAGCGUAACAAGGCAUAAUUUAAUACCUACAUAUGUACAUAUGUACAUACGUACUCGUAUAUAUACAUAUGUAUGUAUAUACAUUAAUUUUUGAAAAAAAUAGUAAAAAAGGCAAAAAACACAAAAAAUAUAAACCAAAUGCAAAACAAAACACUGCAGCAACAGAGAAACAAAAACAAACAUAUUUUUUAAAUUCUGUAAAUUUCAUUUACGUAAGAGAUGAAAAAGAAUAAUAAAUACACUUUAUUGUAGGAAAAAAAUUUAAUUAUGUAGUUAAAAAUUGUUUGCUUUAGAAAGCGAAAAAAUGCGCUUAAAAAUUUUGAUAAUAACUCAAAAAGGCUUUUUUCGUGCUUAUUUCCUUUACUUUAAACGCUUACUUAACUGAGAGAAAGAAAACCAAAAGCAAGCCGAAGUUUUUUGAAAAUUAGUAGAAUUUAAUUAUUGAGAAUAUUUAUUAGGAUUUGUUGAUAUUUUUGAAUAGUGAAAGCAAGUUGAGUAAGAAAAUUAUUACUAUAAUUCAAAAAUAAAAAUAAAAGUAAAAUAAAAUAAAAUGUAAAAGCGAAAAAGAAAUAACGAAAAUCAGCGCAGCGAAAAAAGAAGAAAACAAAAACACAAGAAGCAAAUAAACAACAAACAACAAACAAUACAUUACAACAAAAGCAAAAACCAAAAAUUUAUUACAUUACAGUAAAAACAAAAUACAGUUAUGUAUAUGUAUUUAAAAAAAAAAACAUAAAAAUACAAAACAAAAAACUUCUAGGCGAUUUGUAAGUAGCUAUGUAUGUAAGACGCAAAGCGAAGCAAAAAGAUUAGUAGCAAAACAAAUGAAGAAGCAAGCAGCCACUAACAAUAAAAAAAUAUUCAGAGCAAAUAUAAUUUCAAACAAACUACACACUACAUGCAAAAAAAAGUUAAACCGAAAAUACACACAGCCAUAGAAAAUGUCACUUGUCACAAAAAAAAGUUAUGAAAGCGAAACUAGGCUACGCGCUUUAAGACAGUGAGCGCGCAAGAUAUGCAUGUUUGUUUAGAAAAAAAAACUUCAAUCCCCAAUGCAAAUUUUUACUGAAAAAAAUCGCAUGUGAAAAAUUUGUAAAUUUUUUUAUUGGUAAGCGAAGAAGUGCAACUUGACAUGCCCACAAAUACAUGCAUGCAUACAUACAAAUAAAGCAAAUAAAAUGUAUUGAUUAGGGUGGUGCUUAAAAUAUCGACCUCAAAAUGGGAUACACCCUUUUUUGUGCUACUUACAAAAUAAAAACAUAUACGAAAAUCUCAAGUAUUAAAAAACAAACUUAGGUGUCGAUAAAAUUAGAAUUUUUUUUUUGAAUUCGCAAAAAUUCAACAAGAUUUGUACUGGAAACCUGAUAAAUUUGACAGAUUUUUUAUUGAAACUUAUUCAUAUAAAGUCAUAAGUUGGCUGAGCUAUAGCCAAAGUCAAAAUUUUGGGGAUUUUUUGCGAUUUAAAAAAAAAAAUUAAAAAUUUUAAAACCCUGGUAGCGACCCUAAAUUUUAUUAAAUUUCUUUUUAAUUUUCGUGGAUAUUUUCAGUUUUUACGUAAACCAAAAUAAGAGAGUGAGUGCGCCAUGAUGUCGAUCUAUCAGGGACUACCCUAAUAUGCAUGUACAUAUGCAUAAGUUUGUAAAACCACGCCCCUCAUCCCCCUGUCCCACAUUCAUAUAAAGCUAAACAAUACAAACAUAAAGUGACAGCCACAGCAAUUUACAUAUAACACCAUACACCCACACACAUACAUCAACCAAAAUAUAAUACAUAUUUAUGAACGUACACACGCAUGCGCUGUAAAUGCUGUUUGGUGUCUCAGUGCAAGUUAAAUUUAUAAAAACUAAAUUAUUAUUAGUAUUUAAACUAAAAUGAGAAGAAAAAAGAUAUGCAAAGAAAAAA
Molecule: messenger RNA, 3431 nt
Organism: Rhagoletis pomonella (apple maggot)
Lineage: Eukaryota; Metazoa; Arthropoda; Insecta; Diptera; Tephritidae
Gene: nrv3
Product: sodium/potassium-transporting ATPase subunit beta-2
Exons: 6
Coding region: 55-804 (249 amino acids)
Biological process (GO): intracellular potassium ion homeostasis; sodium ion export across plasma membrane; intracellular sodium ion homeostasis
Cellular component (GO): sodium:potassium-exchanging ATPase complex
Molecular function (GO): ATPase activator activity
Source: RefSeq, a predicted model, not a curated record